CCGCCGUUCAAAUACGUGCCGACACCACGUCUCCUCCGCCUCCCCCGUCUCUCCCGUCUCUCCCGUCUCCCCAUCUCCCCCUGCGCCCAGUGUCUGCCGUGGUAGUUCGCAGUGUCCACCGGUCCUCGGUCCGUUGGUCCAGCAGUCAUCGCUAGCAGCCAUGCCGCAACCUUUAAGCUCGAAAGAGAAUUCACUCUUUCGCCAGGUCAUUCGCAACUAUGAGGAGAAGCAGUACAAGCGCGGCCUCAAAGCCGCUGAGCAGAUUCUCAAAAAGAAUCCCAAGCACGGCGACACUCUGGCCAUGAAAGGCUUGAUCAUCAACUCCCUGGGCAAGACGGACGAGGCUUUCGCUCUAGCCAAGGAAGCUCUGACGGCUGACAUGAAGUCGCACAUAUGUUGGCAUGUUUAUGGCAUACUUUACCGUCACCAGAAGAACUUCGAGGAGGCCAUUAAGGCCUACAAGUUCGCCUUGAAGCUGGAGCCGGGCUCUCCGCAAAUCCUGAGGGACCUGGCUUUUCUACAAAUACAAAUGCGCGAUUACCAAGGCUACAUUCAAUGCAGGACUGCCAUGCUGCAUGCGAAAUCCCAGUUGAGACAGAAUUGGACCGCUCUGGCUGUUGCUCACCAUCUUGCCGGCGAGCUCGUCCAGGCCGAAAAAGUUCUAACCACGUAUGAAGAGUCUAUCAAAUCUCCGCCCUCUCACGCCGAUCUCGAAAACUCAGAAGCUCUCUUGUACAAAAAUUCCAUAAUCGCCGAAACGGGUGACUACCAGAGAGCAUUAGAUCAUCUCGAAUCCAUUGCCAAGCAUAAUCUUGACCGCCUCGCAAUUCUGGAAUUAAGGGCAGAAUACCUGGCUAAGCUCGGCAAGAAAGAUGAGGCUAUUACAGCCUAUCGGGCGCUUUUGGAUAGAAAUUCCGAGCAUCCCGAGUAUUACAACAAAUUGGCGGAUGUUAUGGGCCUCGGUGAAAACGACACGAACGCUCGCAAGGCCAUCUAUGAUGAAUAUGCCCAGCAAAAUCCUCGAUGCGAUGCUGCAAAACGUCUUCCUUUAGACUUUCUGACUGGCAAUGACUUUCGCGAUGCUGCUAAAGUCUACUUGAAGCUGAUGCUCGAUAAGGGAGUACCAUCCACGUUUGCUAACCUUAAACAUCUUUACACUGAUCCCUUCAAAAAGGAAACUCUGCAAUCUUUGGCUCACGAUUACGUUGAGACUGUAGAGUCUCCAGCUGAAGGCGAAUCCUCUGAAGGAGAUCUGAAAGGCAAGCCCGCCGGCCUCUACUAUCUUGCCCAACACUAUAAUUAUCACUUAUCUCGUGAUCUGGGAAAUGCUUUACAAUUUGUUGAUAAAGGUCUCGCAAUUGUACCUGAGAAUGUUGAAUUUCAUAUGACCAAAGCUCGGAUAUGGAAACACCGUGGCAAUACCCGCAAAGCGGCUGAAAUUAUGGACCAAGCCCGCAACCUUGACUUAAAAGAUCGUUAUAUCAACACAAAGGCAGCAAAGUACCAACUACGGAACAAUGAGACUGCCAAAGCUCUGAAGACAAUGUCGCUCUUUACCCGAAACGAUAAUGCGAACGGCCCAUUGGCCGAACUCAUCGACAUGCAGAGUAUAUGGUACUUGACAGAAGACGGGGAAGCUUCUGUACGUAAUGGACUCAUUGGCCUGGCAUUGAAGCGGUUCCAUGCUGUGUAUAACAUUUUUGAUGUUUGGCAAGAAGAUCAAUUCGACUUCCACAGCUUUUCCCUGCGAAAGGGUCAAAUCUGUGCAUAUGUGGACAUGGUUCGAUGGGAAGACAAGCUUCGCGAACAUCCCUUCUACACUCGUGCGGCUCUAGGUGCAAUCGCAGCUUACCUUGGUAUAUAUGAUAGCAAGCUUGCUAUGAAUGAGGUCAAUGGUUCUGCUAACGGAAACGCGGAAGAUGAAGCGGAGAAGAAAAAAGCCCUCAAGAAGGCAAAGAAGGAGGCUCAGAAGGCUGAGAAGGAAGCAGCUGAGCAGGUGGCUAAGCAGGAUCCGAACAAGCCCAAGCCCGCUACCUCAGAGAAUGUCAAGAAGGAUGACGACCCGCUUGGGCUCAAGCUAGCUUCAACUGAUCAACCUUUAGUUGAGGCUACCAAGUUUCUGUUGCCCAUUCUUCAAUUCAGCCCAAAGAGCAUCGAUGGCCAGGUUGCUGGGUUCGAGGUCUACAUCAGACGAGGAAAAUACCUUCUCGCUUUGAGUUGCCUCAACGCUGCGAUCGCCAUCGAUCCUACCAACCCGGUUGUUCAUGAGCAGGCAAUACGCUUCCGCAAGGAGCUGACCUCAGCAGUAGCCUCUCUCCCUGCUAAGGUUGCCGAGGUAAUUAAUAGCGAAUUUACAGCCAUCGACGCCUCAACAGAUCUGAAGAAAUACAACGCUGAAUUUUUAGAAAAGAACAAAGAUAGUGCUGCUCACGUGGUCUCGGCUAUUAAAAUUCGAAAACUUCUGGGAGAAGACCAGAAGGCAUGCGAGAAGGCUCUUUUUGGUAUUCUUGAUAUGAAGAGCGAUGAUUGGGAGGCGGCGGCUGAAGCUCUUGGUUUGUUUUACCAGUGGCGAAGCAGUGAAGCGGAUGCUUUCAGAAAGGCAGCUGAGGAGAAGUGGCCAGAAGUGACUUUAUUCAAGCCUCCACCACCCCCUCCAUCAACCUCAUAGGGUUCAGGUAUAAAAAGAAUGUCCUCCCUCUCGAAAUUGUACUUCGACUUUGAUGUUGGUGUUGGGUGAGUGCGACUAGAGCGCACGCUGGUUUGUAACACUUGGUGUCGGCACAUUCCUCAUUCAAUUCACGAGAGAUGAUUGACUGCAUGUUUAAGAUGGAUGGGAAAAUAAAAUACCUGAGAGAGAUACGUUAAAAAUAAACAUAAGAUCACAAAAAGUCCGCGCUAUGAGCUAUAUACCGCAGUCAUGAUUAGCCGGAUCCUGGCAUGGCAGCCAAUUCACUUGACUGACAGACUCGGAACAGACAACCUACACUAGUCCGGGUUGC
Molecule: messenger RNA, 2999 nt
Organism: Xylaria bambusicola
Lineage: Eukaryota; Fungi; Ascomycota; Sordariomycetes; Xylariales; Xylariaceae
Product: tetratricopeptide
Exons: 3
Coding region: 161-2668 (835 amino acids)
Biological process (GO): N-terminal peptidyl-methionine acetylation
Cellular component (GO): cytoplasm; NatA complex
Molecular function (GO): protein binding; protein-N-terminal amino-acid acetyltransferase activity
Source: RefSeq, a predicted model, not a curated record